AUGCAGGGGCAAUUGAUUCCCGAUGGAAGCGGACCGUGCGGGGAUCCUGAGAAUAUCGAAUUCACACGAGGCUGCUCGCGCCGCCUUAACACCGCCGCCUGUCACCCGAGAGCCGUAUCUGCGCGCGGCUCGGCGGCGACGACGCGCGCGGCCAGGGCCCGUACCCGGCGCCCAUGCGACGCCCGGCGCGGCCCGCGGACGGCGGGGCGGGGCGUCCCGGGGGCGGGCGAGGAGGGGGAGGCGGGCGGGCGCCGGCGCCGAGCGCAGCGCUGCGCGGGCGGUGGCGGCGCGGCGGUGCGCGGCCGCCCGCGCAGUGCUCCGGCGGCCCGCGACCCUCGCACGCGAGCGCGGCGGCGAGUCGGCGCGCAUCGGCGGCGGGGCAGAGCAGCAGCGCAGGCGUACGCCACGGGCGGCGCGGGGCGGCGGCUUUCCGGGCGUCCAGGGGCGAGGCGGCGCGGCGGCGGCGGCGAGAUAGGCGGGCGCCGGGCGGCGGCCGGGCGAAGCGGGCGGGACCCGCGACGCCGCGCUAGCGCGUGUGGCCCCCCGUCGCGCGCGGCCCGCGUGUCCCCCGUCGUCGUGCUGCGAGCAAUACGUGAUCGAGCUGAUCAACGAUUCGCGACGGCGCGCCACGACGGCGGUGGCCGGCGGCGGCGCGCCCAUGACGACCUGCUGGUGCGCCGCGGGCCCGAGGCGGCGCCGCCGCCGCCGCCGCCAACGCCCACCGACGCCGCCGCCGCCGCGUGGGACAACGCCACGCAGGCCGCCAACGACACGGGCCUGUUCGCCGAGGACCCCGCCGUGCAGCUGCUGGUGAUGGUGGGCACCGCCUUCGUGCUGGGCCUGCUCAUCCUCGCCACUGUCAUCGCUAAGUGGUAG
Messenger RNA from Gryllus bimaculatus (two-spotted cricket), 876 nucleotides. The record is from the annotation of a GenBank genome assembly. Lineage: Eukaryota; Metazoa; Arthropoda; Insecta; Orthoptera; Gryllidae.